GUUCCAUUCGACCAUCUCUGCCUAUAUAGCACACAUCGGGAAACUUUUCGUCGUCAAGUGUCCGAGCAAAAUUAUUCUUUAGUCGUUUUGGAAGUGUUUUGAAGUCCACUCAACCGGUUCUCCCAGCUCUGAGCAAACAAAAUUAUUUCCUUUGACAAUUGCCCAGACUUUCGUUGGUUCCAGAACCGUUUUGAUUCACAUUUGGCUGAGGGUUUCUGGAAGUUAUCGUACCAUUCGAAGCCAUGUCCGGUGAUUGCAACACAUAUUGCCCCAGUGGCUGCGAUCCUUGCCAGGCUCCCACGGACUUCUCGCCAUGUCCGCCGGGUUCGACGUGUCCGCCGUGUGAUUGCGGCGACUACGCAGGAUGUUGCUACCAGCAGCCGCCUCGCACCAUGCCCAUCCUGCCUAAGUCGCACUUCAUGCGAUCCACAGCGCCGCUGGACACGGACACCAUUUAUCGGCGCUCGUUCUACGCCAAUUGUGGCGACAAUCUGAGGGCUCGUCCGGUGAUGCCCUGCUCCCAGAUCCGGGCCUCUACGGCGCCGUUGGAAAAGUGCACUAUUCAGAAGCUGUCCUACAUGCCGCCGUGUCCGGUGAAGCGGACGCCACCCAUUAUCCCCAUGGAGAGCGGUCUGCGCUUUGAGGGUCCCAUCUACGCGAUGACCUCGCAGAAGCACGACUACGUGCCCAAGGGUAUCGUGAAGCGGGAUCCCAUUGUGCCGCGGGUGGCUAUCUGCACGUCGAAUGCGCCCAUGGAGCGCUGCACCAUCCAGAAGCUAAGCUACAUGCCCAUCGACGUGUGCCAGAAUCCGCCGCCAAAGGCCAUGAUCCAGGGCUCGCACUACUGUAAGCCGGCCGGUCCGAUGGAGCGCUGCACCAUCCAGAAGCUGUCCUACAUGCCCGUCUGCCUGCCGGCCAAGGAACCCACGCCCUGGGCCGACAAGAUCCGCUGUGUGCCGCCACGUUACUCAAACGUUUGCACCACCUACAACCUAAGUUACAUGCCCAACUGCAACGAGGCGCGAACGGCUCCAGUGACACCACUGACCACUUUGCGCUUCUGUGGCAAUGAUUCCGGAGCCGGGAGUACGGUCUACAAGCUUAGCUACAUGCCAGUGGAUGCCUCCAGGACCAAGCCGGCUCCUGUCCUGCCCAGGGACACUUUUUGCAGGCCCAGUGGACCGCUCGAGAGGUGCACCAUUCAAAAGCUGUCUUAUCAGCCCAACUGCACGGAGCGCACUCCGCCCAUCCGACCGAUGGAAAAUGGACUGCGAUUUGAUGGGCCCAUGUAUGCGAUGACCACCCAAAAGCACGACUUUGUGGCCAAGCCUCAUGUAAGGCGGGCACCCAUUAUGCCAAGAACCGCCUUCUGCCGUCCCACUGGUGCCAUGGAGCGCUGCACGGUGAACAAGCUGUCCUACAUGCCUGUGGACGUCACUUGCUUCCCUCGCGCCGAGUCUGUUCGUCCGCGACAGGGCUUCUGCCGCAACGAGGGUCCCAUGGAGAAGUGCACCACGUACAAGCUCAGCUACUUGCCAAAUUGUGUUCCGCCCAAGGAGCCGCUGCCCUGGGCCAGGUACACAUCCUACUGUCGUCCAACCGGUCCCAUCGAGAAGUGUACUAUCCAGAAACUCAGCUACGGCCCGCCGGGUGCUUUUCAGCGUUGUGGUGGUCCUUGUGGAACUGGCGGUGGCGAUGGUACCUUCCCCAAGGCCGGAAUUUGUUAACCUGGAAAUACAUUUUGAUUGCUCUUCAA
Messenger RNA from Drosophila suzukii, 1756 nucleotides. Its product is annotated as stabilizer of axonemal microtubules 2. The record is from RefSeq and is a predicted model, not a curated record. Gene Ontology annotation, molecular function: microtubule binding. Gene Ontology annotation, cellular component: axonemal microtubule; ciliary basal body; cytoskeleton. NCBI's taxonomy places the organism in Eukaryota, Metazoa, Arthropoda, Insecta, Diptera, Drosophilidae.